This is a messenger RNA of Hypoxylon trugodes, 1011 nucleotides long. RefSeq names its product zinc-binding ribosomal protein. The coding region runs from base 165 to 485 and encodes 106 amino acids. The record is from RefSeq and is a predicted model, not a curated record. Gene Ontology annotation, cellular component: cytosolic large ribosomal subunit; ribosome. Gene Ontology annotation, biological process: translation. Gene Ontology annotation, molecular function: structural constituent of ribosome. The transcript is spliced from 4 exons. Lineage: Eukaryota; Fungi; Ascomycota; Sordariomycetes; Xylariales; Hypoxylaceae.
CAAAAAUCAAACCCCCUCAAUGCAAAAAUUAACCGUGGUUUAGCCCAAAACGCACACUUCUCAUUCAACGCAAAAAAAUCAAUUUGACCUGAAGCUCUACGGAACCAUCAACACAUUCGACAACCGACACUUUUCGAGAGCGCCACCCUACAACCGCUGUCAAAAUGGUCAACAUUCCCAAGACCCGUAAGACCUACUGCAAGGGCAAGGACUGCCGCAAGCACACACAACACAAGGUCACUCAGUACAAGGCUGGCAAGGCCUCUCUAUUCGCGCAAGGAAAGAGACGUUACGACCGAAAGCAAUCUGGUUACGGUGGUCAGACCAAGCCUGUGUUCCACAAGAAGGCUAAGACGACGAAGAAGGUUGUGUUGCGAUUAGAAUGUGUUGCCUGCAAGACUAAGCUACAAUUGGCGCUGAAGCGAUGCAAGCACUUCGAGCUUGGUGGUGACAAGAAGACCAAGGGUGCCGCGUUGGUGUUCUAAACGCACAUUUUCUACAUACUCAAGUCAUUGCACACGUUCGUCAUCAUUCAUGGAAAUAGGGUGGUUCAUUAUGGCCGGGCAUACUACACUGGCGACGGGAGUCUUGAUCCUCGGUUAGGGAGCAGCAUAUAGGUCAAUAGAACCAAAUCUGCUCUUCUGCAUUUGCAUUUCUGCCCCUAUGUGAUACGUGCUAGGAGUCGGAAAAAUAACGAGGGGGAUAUUCGGUGGCUUCAUUGCCUUGAGCAAUAGGGUUACUAGCUGGAAGGCGUCGUUACGAUACGAAAUCCCGACUCACAUGAUAAUGCCCAAUACCCGAUCUUGGAACAGUCAAUUGAUUUCAUUUUCCGUGGAUAUUGAUUCCGCUUUUCUAGGUGGUCUUUUAUUUGUUCGUGACAUUGUUCUUGCUAGAAUUAUACGGGCCUUGAUUACCUACCGUGGCUCCGCCCUCUCCCACGAAAUAUACGUUGCUAAGCUGGCUCUAUCUAGACUCGAACGGCUUUGCUUGGCGGGAAACGUUGUAUAACGA